Cylicocyclus nassatus is the source of this 1634-nucleotide messenger RNA. Lineage: Eukaryota; Metazoa; Nematoda; Chromadorea; Rhabditida; Strongylidae. The record is from the annotation of a GenBank genome assembly.
UUGCAGGAUGCUCCGUAUACUCGAUAGCGCUAUGAAAGAUGUGGAGGAUAUUCUGGAACGGAGCGUAAGUCCAAGUCCCCCAGAGUCGAUUAAACUAACUGAAAAGAAGAAAAGAAUACUAGACAGGAAGAACCCUGUAUCUGCACCCCAUCACCCAACGUACCUUACAAUGAUCAAGGGAGCAGUGCUCGCUCUGAACGAAAGUAAGGGAGCUAGCAAGCCAGCCAUUUUGAAGUAUCUGGCCCAACAUUACCCACUGGGAGAGAAUCUACCGAAGAUCAAUUCGCAUGUAAAAUCCGCACUCAAAAAGGGUACCAAAGGCGGUGACAUCGAGCAGAUAAAAGGAAGUGGUGCAUCAGGAACCUUCAAAAUGGCAUCGUCCGCAAAGAUAGCCAAGGAAAGUAAGGAAAGCGGACGCAUAAGAAAGAGAAAGGCGUCGUCGGCAAAGUCUCCGGUAGAAAAGAAGAAGAAGACAGCUCCAAAGUCUCCCGCAAAAGCGACGGAAUCAACAUCUAAAACGGCGGAAUUAAAACCUGCACCAAAAACUGCAGCAAAGCCGAAAACAGCUUCCAAAAAACCUACUGCGAAGAAGGGUGCUAAGAAGACGAAGGCUCCCAAAAAGGCUACUGCUACGAGAAAGACUGCCGCUACGAAGAAGACUGCGAAAAAACCGGUUGGAAGACCUCGUGUUCAGAAGAAACGAGGCCCUACCAAGAGUAAGGCGCCUCGGGCAAAGAAGGCUUCAGCUGAAAAGUAGAGCCUUCUGCUAUCGUGUAAAGUGUAUAGAUGUGAUUGCCCAAGAUUUAUUUCAUACCUGCAACCUCUAGUGGUGAUUUAAUUGAGGUUGCGGUUUGUUAACAAUUAUCGCUAAUAUAAGGAUGCAUAUGUCCAAUAGUUGACUCAAUGCAAGCAGCAGUUUGGGAUUGGGCCAAAAACUUUGAGACCGGGGGAGGGCGCGGUAUAAGUCGGCUCUACAUCGCCGCUAUACCUCGAACUGCUCAAUGCAUUGAGCGUCGGAGCUGCUAAGUAUCUCAGCUUCAUUUUUUCUUCCAAAUUUACGUAUUUCACCCAGUUUUUGCAGUCUGUUUUGCUUUUCUUCGCUAAAUACUCAGCAGUUUCUCAACAAAAUCGAUUUGUAAAUUUUUUUUGCAAUACCUAUAUAUCGACGAAAAUGCAAAUUACGCGUAUUAGAGGUUGUACAGGCGGUUUUAGCUCGGUUUUUGUAUGAAAUUUCUCCAUGUGGUUAGUAAGAAGCUUUGUCGAUGUCAUUUCGAACGUCAGUUGAAGAUGCGUGAGCUCCGAUUUGCCACACGGUUCUCGCAGCCGCCAUUCCAAUGACAUCAACAGCCCCGCCCAUUCUUGUCCAUUCUCGAAUUUUUUGGUUCUACGUUGUAUAUUGUGAUCUACAAAUGUCAGGUUGUAAAAUUUGUUGAGAUCUCGCUCAACUCAGAAUAUGACAUCUAUGGAGAUGCGCAAAUUCUACUAUCUGACAGACUUCUCCUAUAUACAUAUAUUCUCAAAAUGCAUUGAUUUUCUCACAACUAAAUACCUCACGAGAAUAUUCCGUAUGUAAAAGUAUCCAGGCACUUCCGAUGAAUUGGGCCAGACAGCAUUGUAUCGUUGUACCCAAGUGC